Molecule: messenger RNA, 2049 nt
Organism: Yamadazyma tenuis ATCC 10573
Lineage: Eukaryota; Fungi; Ascomycota; Pichiomycetes; Serinales; Debaryomycetaceae
Molecular function (GO): oxidoreductase activity; copper ion binding
Source: RefSeq, a predicted model, not a curated record
AUGGUGAAGAUUUCUACUUUUGCUUUAGUGGCCCUUUCUCUUUGUGGUUUUGCGCUUUCUGAGAAAGUUGAAAGUAAUGCAGCUCCUGCUUUAGAAAUUAGAGGGGUGCAAGAUUCCUCGGACUUAUCUGAGCCCCUUGAAAAAAGACUGAAGAGAUUGAAGUCUAACUUGGACUUAAUUCCAAGUGGCGCCACCGUCAACUACCAAGUAUGGAACUUGACUGAAACAGAGGUGAUGCCCGAUGGUCACUACCGUAGAGGUUUUUUGAUUAAUGGGGAAUCUCCUGGUCCUCUUAUUGAUGGAAACCAAGGUGACUGGGUUGUGAUCAAGGUCAACAACUUCUUAACGGUUCCAAUCACCAUCCACUUUCACGGUAUCCACCAAAACGGAACUAUUUUCUCUGACGGUGUUCCAGGCGUUACUCAAUGGCCUAUUUUAAGUGGUGAUACUUACACCUACGUGUGGAAGAUGGAUCAAUACGGAUUCUACUGGUACCAUGCUCAUUACAGAGCUUAUGCUAACGACGGUAUCAUAGGACCAAUUUAUAUCAACCCUUCUGAUGAGGUUGGAAGACCUUAUGGUGAAAUAACUAACGAUACUGACGAGUUGUCUCUUUUGAACAGAUUAGAAAAGAAGCCAAACUAUCUUAUACUCAGUGACUGGUUUAAGGAAACCUACGAUGAAAUUGCUGUCAAGAUGUUCGCUUAUGGUAUGGACCCAUCUUGUGUUCAAUCUUUGUUGAUCAACGGUAAAGGUCGCCACUAUUGUUUCCCCAACAGUACUUUUGCCAGCCAAGGUGCUACCAAAUACGAAAAAUAUAUGGGUGCUACCGGUGCUGAUACUUGGCACAUGGAUUCCUUCGGUUGUAUGGACCUUGGAACUCUUAACGGUUUCACAUCUAUUGAAUACAACACCACCUUGUUAGAAUUCCCAGGAACUAACACUGAGUGUUUCAACUCUACGGUUGACCAAGAAGUAUACUAUACCAACGAUGAGGACUAUGUCUUCUUCAACCUUAUUAACAUGGGGGGUGAAUUCUCCAAGACAUUGAGUGUCGAUGACCAUAAUUUGACUGUUGUUGCUAUUGAUGGUUCUUAUAUUCACCCUAAAGUAGUCCAACAACUCUAUUUGCCAAUUGGAUUAAGAGUUACGGUUGCUAUUAAGACCGUGGAAGAUGAACACGAAAAUACUGAUGAGCCUUUUGCUAUCAGAGUCCAAGGUGAUGAUAUGCCCCAACUCUACACUGGUCUUGCUUACUUGCAAUAUGGUUCUUACAGUAACGAAACGUAUCAGUACGUGCAAGAGAGCGUUGCUAUUGAAGAUACCAACGGUGUUCUACACAACAACUUGGCUGGUGACUUGUUAGACUCAAGUUUCAUCAAGUUCGAUCCAUUCAGUUCUAGUCCUCUCGAUAGCACUCUCAAGCCACCAACCGGUGCUGCUGAUGUUACCAUUCAAGCUGAAUUGACUCGUCCUGGUUCCACUACUUUCACCAUCUUCAAUGGGGUUGCUUUUGAUGGUGGUAUGGAAAUGAACUAUCCAAUUUUGUUCAAGCUUCAAGGUAAUGAUUCCAUUAAUGCUACUCAAGCCUUCGGAGGUUCAGUUGUAGAUGCUGGAAUCAAGGAGGGUGAUGUUGUUGAUAUCAUUUUCCAAAACACUCCACUUGCAGAUCACCCAAUGCACUUGCACGGACACACUUUCUGGGUUAUUGCUAAAAAUGAUACCGUUAGUACCUUCGCCUACAAUACUACUGAAGAGGCUCUUGAAGAUGGAAGCGACGACUUAUUUAAUUUCGAGGACCCUGCAUAUGUGGACAAUGUUGCUGUUAUUACAGGCGGAUACGCUAUUAUCCGAUUUAUUGCUAGUAACAAUAUCGCUAUGGUUCAUUGUCACAUCCAAACUCACUUGGCAAUGGGUAUGGGAGGUGUUAUUGUGGAAGACAAGGAACACCUUGACAAAGUUCCAGAGAACUUGUUGAAGCAAAACCACGCUGACUACAACUCUCAGGAUGAAUGGAUUCCUUCUGAACUCAAUAUCACCAUUACUUAG